Mesocestoides corti is the source of this 1485-nucleotide messenger RNA. NCBI's taxonomy places the organism in Eukaryota, Metazoa, Platyhelminthes, Cestoda, Cyclophyllidea, Mesocestoididae. The record is from the annotation of a GenBank genome assembly.
AUGAACUUCACGCGUUGUCCGGUUAAGACUUCAAUGCAGGAAAAGUAUCGGAGAGUGGUCGUUCGUGGUGUUGGCUUAGUGUCGUGUCUCGGUGUGUCAGUAGCCGAAACAUGGGGCCGCCUUUUGAGGAAUGAGUGUGGCCUGAGGCCUCUUGAAGGUAACGCCUAUGACCCGUUAAGAUUUGCGCUUGUGGGAUUCAAUGGGCCAUGCCGUGUAGGCGGAUCAGUUUCUGAUCAAGCUAUUGAUGAGCGAUGGCAGGAGCUAGAGAAUGAUCAGGCUUCAUUGCCGGGCCUUGCAGGGCGAACUGAUCGACGGUCCAUGUCUCGUGCUUGUGUCCUUGGUAUACUCGCUGCCCAUGAAGCUCUACAACAAUCUGGAUGGCUUCCAGAUCACAAUAGCUCAUCGUGUGACUCCUCUAGACUCAACCAAAUCAGCUUUCGUGCAGGGACAUACUUCAGUACGGGUAUGGAGGGUGUAAGUGAGAUCCUGCGCUCACAGGCCCUCAUGGAUGAACGCGGAUACGCCGGAAUGGGUGCCCACGUGUUGCUCCGCACUCUUGGUAAUAUGCCGGCGGCACAUAUAAGCCGUGCUUGGGGUCUCCGUGGCCCGGCCAUGACUUGCAAUACAGCCUGUGCGUCCGGCCUACAUUCUGUGGGCGAAGCAUUUCGAAUGAUACAGCAUGGAGAAGCAGAUAUGGUACUGACGGGGGCCUGUGAAGCGCCCCUAAAUUCCUGGAUACUGACUGCAUUUUCACGCAUUCGUGCUCUGUCGCUUGAACCAGACGCACAGCGAGCCUCCAGGCCCUUCGAUGCAGCUCGUGACGGCUUCGCCAUGGCCGAGGGUGCUGCAGCCAUGGUCCUCGAGGCUUGGCCUCUCCCCGGCUCUCCUUCAUGCCAACCACCCAUCGCAGAAAUCCUCGGGUUUGGCCGAUCCUCCGACGCCUAUUCACUAGUCUCCCCAGAACCAACUGGCGAUGGCGCCUUCCGUAGCAUGAAGGCCGCCCUUGAUGACGCACGUAUCGACUCUCUCACUGAUCUGGGACACAUAAAUUGCCACGCAACUUCAACGCCUGCGGGGGACACGACUGAAUUGGCGGCAAUAGCCAGGCUGUUUGCGGCUUACGGAACGCAGCAUCACCAGACUCAGGUCCAAGUUAACUCGGUAAAGGGUCACUUAGGCCACAGCCUGGGGGCAGCUGGUGCCCUAGAGGCCGUCUACUGUGCUUUAGCUGCUAAACACGGCAUCUGCGUGGCCAAUAGAAAUCUGGAAAGGCCCCCCUCACCCGAUGAGAUCGCCAGGGUGCUUGAACGCACCACCAAGAAGGAUGAGGCCAAAGAAAUAUCUGAAAUGAUGUUUGAGAAAAUCUCCUUUGGAGCUGAACCCAACUGGGUUAGAAAAGGAGGACGCAGGAGACUGGUCCUGACUAAUUCCUUCGGCUUUGGAGGCACGAACGCGAGCCUUGUUCUCUCCAACUGGGUGGAUUAG